Molecule: messenger RNA, 4087 nt
Organism: Ruditapes philippinarum (Manila clam)
Lineage: Eukaryota; Metazoa; Mollusca; Bivalvia; Venerida; Veneridae
Product: zinc finger and BTB domain-containing protein 11-like
Exons: 1
Coding region: 39-3071 (1010 amino acids)
Biological process (GO): regulation of transcription by RNA polymerase II
Molecular function (GO): RNA polymerase II cis-regulatory region sequence-specific DNA binding; DNA-binding transcription factor activity
Source: RefSeq, a predicted model, not a curated record
CAAACAACGUUGAAGAUAAUGUAAAACAGGGAAAUAUUAUGUCAGAGGAACAUGAAAUUGCACAAGAAUUGCUGAAAAUGUCGGCUGGAACUAAACAGACUGAGCAGUUUGUAGAAGAUAAUAUUUCUAAUACAGCAACUGAUUCAAAAUCAGCAAAAGAAGUAAAUAUGAAAAAGGAUAAUGGUCAUGCAACAGGACUAAAUUUUUCACACUGUGUUAAUGACAUUAUUAAAAGAACUGUAAGGAAUUCAAAGUUUUCCUUUGAGAAUACUUAUAUGUCCAAAUUACCUAAUAUAGCAGCAAAUGAUGUCACUCCAUUACACAAUGAAUCAAUGCUUAGAGGUGAGUUAAGUGUAGUUAUUCCAAAAAGUUCAGACCUAUUAGAUAAACGGGAAAGAAAUAACUUUGAAGACAUGUCAGUUCAGGGAGAAACUAUAGCAAGUGACGAAUCAGGACUGGCAGGUGAAAAGGUUAACAGUGAAUCACAAGCUAGUCCUCUUCAAAAACUAGAAAUGUUUGUUACGUCAGAAAAGAAUGAUUUUAACAAGGUUGAAGCUAUUGUGAAUGAUUCAAGAGAUCCCGGGCAUAAUUUCCAUGGUUACUUUACAGAGGAAUUUGAAAGGUUGGAACAUGACAUUGAUACACAAGAAAAAUUGGAAAGUGAUUAUUUAGAAACUAGUGAGAAAUUUGAAAUGUUAUUGAAAGAAAAGAACCAAGUCAAGGAAUUCCAAAAACAAUCAGUGAUUAUUGAAGAGACUUUAGAAAUGAGGCUUAAGAAAAUAAAACAGUUUGCUGAUAUAGGUAUGAAGUUUGGGAAUACAUUAAAUGAUGAAUUUGAAAGGAAAGCAGCUGACGAAGAAAUUGAUGAGAACAAAAGCCUUGAAGGUAUUACUUAUGAUAAGAGAGUUACAGAAAAUGAGAAUGUGGAAUUAAGUGAAAGAAAAGUUGUAAGGGUAAAUGUAAGUAGUGAAAUCGAUGAGGCUGGAACUGAAAGGAGAGUAGACAUGUGUGACAAAAGGAUUGAUGAUACUGACAAUUUUGAUAAUGUGUCUGGUUAUUUUAAUGACAGUCUUGAAGACAGACAUCUUCAAAUUGUAGAGAAUGAUUCUUUUAGAGGAAAGGAAAUUGAAGACAUAAAAGAAAGCAAUCUCGAUGAUAAUGAUGAUGGUAAUGAAGGUGACCAGGGGCAAAUGGUAGAAGAUUCUGUUGAAGGAAAAGAAAUUGAAUGUACAAAACAAAUCAUUGCUGAUGAUGAAGAUAAUGAUGUUGAUCAUGAUGAUGAUAGUAAUAAAGGUGAUGAGGAGCAAAUAUAUAGACUUAGAGAAAUGGAGGAAAGUAAGGACAUGUUGAAUGAACCAAAUGAAGGAUUUGUAUUUACUGAAAAUGAAUUUCUGAAUCAUAUUUCCGAGAUGAAUGGUUCUAGCAAAGCAAAUAAGGAAGACGGGGUUGAAAUUGUUGAUGAAUAUAAGGAAGAAAAAGAUGAAGAAAAAAUUGUUGGGUUCGAGAAUGGAAAAGGUUCUGUUCAGACUAUGACAAAGCAACUAUGGGAAGAGAAUUUAAAGCAUGGAAAUGAUUUAAUACAUCAGUUGAAUAAGUUACAGUCUGAUCCAAAUGAAUUAAAAUUCAGAGAGAAGUGUUUAAAUUCAAACAGAAGUGAGAAUGAGGCAAUGGAUCUUAGAACUGAAGGCAGAAUGAACAAAAUAAAUGAAAGUAAAGUCUGUGAAGUGAACUCUGUACAAAAUAUAUCCCAGGAAAAUUUGCCAAUGGAUUUGAGUUUGUCCAGAAGGUGGAGUGAUGAUACUGGGAAACAGAUUGCUAGAGAUGGAGAAUUUAAAGUGGACGGGAAGUACGCGGGGAAUAGUGAAAAUAGAUCGCCUAUGUUGUUGACUUGUGGUUUGUGUAGUAGAAAAUUUGACGACAUUCAUCAAUUGCGGUCACAUCAGAUAGAACAUGCUAAGGAUAUUGGGUACAGUUGUAAAGUGUGUAAGAAGUUAUUCACUAGUGCAUUUGAACUGCAGUGUCAUAUGAUAAAGCAUUCUGAAAUACCUGUUCAAAGUCAGAUUGACCCAGGUGUUAGCAAUGGUUUGAAAUGUGUUGGAAAAUCUGUAUUAGGUGCUAGUGAGCAAAGUGACAGGGAAAAUCAAGAUUUGACAUUGAGCGAAGUUAGCCAAAUGAAUGAAAAUGGAGAAAAGCAGUUCAGUUGUAAAUAUUGUGAUAAGAUUUUUGUACAAGAAGAACAGUUGACCGAGCAUGUGAAUGUUCAUUAUGGAAGUAAAAAACCUUACGUUUGUAAUAUCUGUCGAAGAGCGUUUGUACAUCGUCACAACUUAAACCGUCACAAAAUGUCCCAUAAUUCAAAGUCGUACAAAUGCGAUGUGUGUCAUAGAACUUUUAAAGAAUCAUUUUAUCUACAGAUGCAUAAGAAAACCCAUGAAGAGGAGAAUUAUCGUAAGUGUCAAAUUUGCGGAGAGAACGUUUGCAAAUCGGAAAUUUGGCAACACACACAUCAACAUCUUGGGACGAUUACUGAAAACCCGACAUACGAACAAAUUGGUCAUACGGUUCAGGAGAUACUUCAUGAACAGGACUUAAACAAAGGUGGCGCUGCGCCGAAAAAUUAUGUAAAAGGAAAUUUGCCAAAAAUUUCAAAUGUGUCAGAAUAUGGGGACGAUUUGAGACAAACAAAGUCAAAUGGUUUUUGUCUGAACGAUAAGGCUCUAAACUUUAGUAAAGAGAAUAUUGAAAACCGUAAUGUUACCAAAAAUGUAAAUACUGACAUAAAACAUGCAAAUGUUUUGCAAAACAAAGAAAACUCGUGGGACAAUUCAUCAGUUUUGUCUAAGAUAGGAUUUGAAGAGGGUUCUAGAAAUUCUAGCGGUAAGAUGUUUCAAAUGUUUGAGUGCCAUAUUUGUAAAGUAGUUCUAAGUACAAAACAUGAGCUGGACAAUCAUAUGGGAAUACAUAGUGGUCUGAGACCCCAUGUCUGUAAACUUUGUGGCAGGGCUUUUAAAAAGAGUAAAGGUUUGAAGACACAUGAAAAGAUUCAUUUGGAGUCUUCGUUUAAAGUUUAAACUUAUUUUUGGUUUACCUCAUUGUUGCAUGUAAUCAAGGUUUAUCAAAAAGUUUGCCAAAUAUCUGUCUUGUUUUGGUACAGCACCUUUACUUACUAGAGUUUUUUAAAGCUACUAAAGAUAAAACCCUACUUUUAAAGAAGAGCAUAAUAUUUUGUUGCUGAACAAAACAAAAAUUAAUUUAUAUCAUGUGUGCUGAAUAACAAAGACAUUCUACGUAACUGUUAAAUUUUUUUUGAGAAUCAACCAUAAGGUUGAAGUAACAGCAUAAUUUUACUGUUUAUAAAGUUUAGAAUAUUUCUUAAAAUAUAGCUUUAAACCCUUUUACUUAACCUUAACUUUCACUGCUGUUUUGAUCUAUGGUCUUGUCCAGUUAUAUCUUUGGCAGUGUUUUUCUCUGUUUCAAAGGAUUUUAAAGAUGAAAAAUAUUUGAAAUUAAGAUAAAUUAAAGGAACUCCACUGAGGUACAAUAGCGUAACUUAAUAAAAUUAAAACAACCGUUACACUUAAAUUUGAAAACCAAGCAAUAGAUAAUAUAAAUAUACACAGUAUUAAAUUGAUAAUCGAUUUUUAUGCGAUUUUUAGCCGAUAUCCUUGCAACUGUUUUCAUUUUUUGCGCCAAUUUGUGCUAUAGAAAUAGUUACUUCUUGAAAACGGAGUGAGCAAAUGAUCUGAAAUUUUGCGCACCAGUAAAUGGUUCAGACGUACAGCUAGUUUUACAAAAAUCUUGAAAUAAUUAUUAAUAUUUUCGUUCCUUUCACAUCAAAAAACCUCAGUGGAGUCGCUUUAAAAUCAAAAUGAAGUAUAUUGACAGCAUGAAGGAGUGAUAUGGUUUUAUAAUUCUCAUCUACUAAAUCUAGCUUACUGCUGCAGCAGUGCUUGUUGUCCACUUAUACACAAAUAGUCAAAAAAGUAGAAAAUUUGCUCAAUUACAUAUAUACAUGUCUAUAGUCAUUAAAAAUCAUUGCGCUCUUUUCUUAACACAUGUUUGACAAGUUUUACUCGUCAUUUAUGUA